GAUGAACAUUUACAAAGUGUUCUCUCCAAUCCAACACACAUCUUGACAAAACUCCAUAAAUUCGUGUCAAGAUGGCGCAAGUUAUCUCCAACUCUGGUCAUGAUGACAUGAUUGUAUGUAUUUUCACUUCCCGCGCAUACAAAUACAAGUAAAACAAUCAAAGCUAACUUACUUAACCUUCUCCAGCAUGACGCAGUUCUUGAUUAUUACGGCCGUCGACUGGCAACCUGCUCCUCUGACCGAACAGUAAAGAUCUUUGAAGUCGAAGGCGAAUCUCACCGUUUGACUGAAACCCUCAAAGGGUGAGUUCUCUCCAUUCAUACAUCUCCAUCAAGGUGUUCCUUACUAACAAAACACAACAGUCACGAAGGAGCCGUCUGGUCCGUUUCCUGGGCCCAUCCCAAAUUCGGCAACAUCCUCGCCUCCGCUGGCUACGACGGUCGUGUCCUCAUCUGGCGGGAAACAGGAACCUCAUGGACUCGCGUCUUCGAAUUCACCUUGCACACCGCAUCGGUAAACAUCAUCUCCUGGUCACCACAUGAAUCCGGCUGUCUUCUCGCCUGCGCCAGCUCCGAUGGCAAUGUCAGCGUACUGGAAUUCAAAGACAACGCCAUGGACCACAAGAUCUUCCCCGCGCAUGGGAUUGGUGUAAACUCAGUCUCCUGGGCCCCUUCGUCGGCUCCGGGCAGCUUGGUGUCGGCGGCUGGUGGCGCAGGGGGUGUCAAGAGAUUUGUGACUGGGGGAUCGGAUAACACGCUGAAGAUUUGGGCGUUUGAUCAGGCGAGUCAGAAUUAUAAACAGGAAGGGGCGAGCUUGACGGGUCAUACGGAUUGGGUGAGGGAUGUUGCGUGGAGUCCGACGGUGCUUCAGAAGAGUUAUAUUGCGUCGGCGAGUCAGGAUAAGACGGUGCGGAUUUGGACGAGUGACCCGAGUACACCCAAUGAAUGGAAGAGUACGGAGUUGAGGUUUGAACAGGUCGUUUGGCGCGUGAGCUGGAGUCUGAGUGGGAAUGUUUUGGCCGUUUCGGCGGGGGAUAAUAAGGUUUCUCUGUGGAAGGAGAACUUGAAGGGGGAUUGGGAGUGUGUUAAGAAUAUUGAGGAAUAG
Messenger RNA from Hymenoscyphus albidus, 1104 nucleotides. The record is from the annotation of a GenBank genome assembly. Lineage: Eukaryota; Fungi; Ascomycota; Leotiomycetes; Helotiales; Helotiaceae.